Ostreococcus tauri is the source of this 1989-nucleotide messenger RNA. RefSeq names its product Ubiquitin-like modifier-activating enzyme Atg7. Bases 1 to 1989 code for a protein of 662 amino acids. Gene Ontology annotation, biological process: autophagosome assembly; C-terminal protein lipidation; piecemeal microautophagy of the nucleus. Gene Ontology annotation, molecular function: Atg12 activating enzyme activity; Atg8 activating enzyme activity. Gene Ontology annotation, cellular component: phagophore assembly site; cytoplasm. Lineage: Eukaryota; Viridiplantae; Chlorophyta; Mamiellophyceae; Mamiellales; Bathycoccaceae. The transcript has a single exon. The record is from RefSeq and is a predicted model, not a curated record.
AUGACGUCCGCGGACGCGCGCGCGCGGGCGCUGGCGUUCGCGCCGCACGCGAGCGCGCCGGACGGGGGGUUUUGGGCGCGCGUGGCGAAGAUGAAACUGAGCGAGACGAUGCUGCGUGAAUCUGGAAUUUCGUGUGCGUGUCGCGUGCGCGCGGCGAACAGGGCGGAGAUCUCUGGCGCGCACGCGUUGGAUCACGAGAGCUUCGAUGGGUUGAACGCGUCGGAUGGGGGCGAUGGCGGUGGUGGGUGGGUGGCGCGAGGCGACGCGAGACUGUUGAACACGCGAGAGGGCGUGACGACGUUCGACCGAGAGGCGUACCUACGAGAGAUCGGGGAAGAGAUCUUGAGAGACAUCGAGAGUGGCGACGCUGAGCGGGAUCCGAGUAGGUUGAUGCGGUUCGGUAUGAUUGCGUACGCGUGCCUGAAGAGUUGGUCGUUUACGUAUUGGUUCGCGUUUCCGGCGGCGACGAGCGCUGAGUUUACAAUAACGUCGACGAGCGUCGAGAAAAUGCGAGCAGAGGACGAGGGAGACGCGAUGCGAGCGCAAGCGUGCGAUAAUUGGAUCGCGAGCGGUGGGGCGUUCGCGUGGUUAUUGGACGAAGACGGCGCCUCGGCUCGGCCGCUUGCGGAUUACUCAAACAUCGUCGCGGAGGGGAGAAGACCGACGCUCGCGUUCGCGGAUACGUGCGGGUCGGCGACGCAUCCUGGAUGGGCACUUCGUAAUCUAGCGGUUUUAGCGUCGGCGAGUUGGGAAGCGAGCGAGUUGGAUGUAGUGUGCGUUCGAACACGAAAAGGCCGCGUCGUCCCGGAGGCGUGCGUUAAGUUCACGAUGUUCCUUCCGAAAUUCGACAAGGAUGCCGUAAAAUUCGUUGGUUGGGAGCGCAACACUCGAGGUAAAAUGGGUCCGCGCACGGUUGAUCUCGGGACGAGCAUGGAUCCGACGCAGCUUGCAUCGCAGGCGGUCGAUUUAAACUUGAAGCUCAUGCGAUGGCGUUUGCUUCCAGAGCUCGACCAGGACAAGCUCGCAUCGACGAAGUGCUUGCUCAUCGGAGCAGGGACGCUCGGAUGUGCUGUAGCGCGCACGCUCAUGGGUUGGGGCGUGCGACACAUCACGUUACUUGACUCAGGUCGUGUGUCCUAUUCCAAUCCCGUGCGUCAGACGCUCUUCGAGUUCAAGGACUGUUUCGACGGAGGGGCGCCGAAAGCGGAAGCAGCGGCAAAUAAGCUCGCAGAUAUUUUCCCAGGGGUCAAUUCUAGAGGUAUUACGAUGAGCAUCCCAAUGCCAGGGCACAGCGUCAGUAACGAUCUCAAGGAAAGUGUGUUCAGGGACAUCGAUGCUCUCGAGACGUUGAUCGAUGAGCAUGACGCGGUGUACGUGCUAACGGACACCAGAGAGUCUCGGUGGCUUCCGACGGUAAUCUGUGCGAGCAAGGACAAGCUUUGCAUCAAUACCGCUCUUGGAUUCAACACAUACGUCGUGAUGCGACACGGGUGUGGUGUUGAUGCAGACUCGGAUGAAUCGAGGCUCGGAUGUUACUUUUGCAACGAUGUCAUGGCGCCGGCGAACAGCACACGAGAUCGAACGCUCGAUCAGCAGUGCACGGUCACCCGUCCAGGGCUCGCUCCGAUCGCGAGUGCGCUCGCGGUCGAGCUCAUGGUAGCCUUGCUUCACACAAAGGAUGGAUCGAAGACGGCGCCGCCGACGCGCAAUGCCGACGACUCUGAGCCAUCUCCGCUGGGCGUCGUUCCGCACCAAAUCAGAGGAUCGGUCGCCGGCUUCACGCAGACCAUGUUCGACGCCCCCGCAUUUCCUCGGUGCACCGCGUGCUCGCGCGCGAUCGUCAAUAGGUACCGAGCCGAUCGCGAAGGAUUCCUCAUCAGCGUCUUCGACGAUCCCAAGACGCUCGAGGACGCAACCGGUCUCACCGAACUCCUCGGUGCCGUCGAUGCCGACGACGCCGAAUGGCUGGACGACGACGAUGAUUUCUAG